AAUGAACAAUCCCCCCUCUACAAAAGGCCCCGUGUAAUAAUAGUAGUAGUUCCAUUUGACCACGGAACAGUAGCAGCCGGCCGGCGCAAGUUUUUCCUCUUUCCUUCCUUCUCAGUUCCGAACAAAGUUUUAUUCAUUUAUUUAUUUUGGUCCGCUUUUCUUGCUGUUUGCAUUUUGCGGUAAACUAAGGGGGAGUUCCAGUUGAUGUGCACUCGGUAUUGUGCCGUUUCUUUUUAUAUGUUGAGACAAUGGCAGCUGCAACUUCCUUGCUUUCGCCCUGUGAAAUGCGAAUCUGUGGCCACUAUGGCCAGUUUAAGGUGCAUGGAGGUUUACUACAUUCGGGCAUGAUGGAGAAGACCCGCUUACACUCGUUUAGCUCGUCUCUUUCAUCUUAUUCAGUGCGACAGGAUGCUUGGAGUCUCUGCGUUUUGAAAAAUGUACAUGGCCCCCUAUGCCCUAAUAAUGCUAAAUUUAAUGGUUUUACGUGCCGAUCCCUAUUAAAACCCGGUGGAGGAAAUGAGAUUCCUGUUCUGAAAGCAGCUGCAAAAAUAAUUUCCAGGUCACAUGGUACUUUGCAUGGAAGUCCUCCUGUGCUUCAGUUGGUUCCAGCCAUUGGUAUAAUUGCCUUGGCUGCUUGGGUUAGGCCGCUCAUGCGUUUCGGGAGGAUUCUUUUCCUAAGUAAGAAUGAUGGUAGUUGGAAAAAGAGCGGGAUACAUAAUCUUGUGACUUCCUAUCUUCAACCUUUGCUGUUUUGGACUGGAGCAAUGCUCAUUUGCAGAGCACUUGAUCCUGUGAUUCUAACUUCAGUAGCUAGCCAGGCUGUCAAGCGACGGCUUUUGUAUUUUGUACGAUCACUGUCUACUAUUCUUGCCUUUGCCUACUGUUUAUCAAGCUUGAUUCAUCAGACUCAGAAGUUCUUUGUCGAAACAAAAGAAUCUAGUGAUGCAAGAACAAUGGGCUUUGAGUUUGCUGGAAAAGCUGUAUAUACUGCAGUAUGGGUUGCUGCUGUUUCAUUAUUCAUGGAAUUGCUUGGUUUUUCAACCCAGAAGUGGCUAACUGCUGGGGGUCUUGGGACAGUAUUAUUAACCCUUGCUGGUCGUGAGAUUCUCACAAAUUUUCUUUCAAGUGUAAUGAUCCAUGCAACACGGCCAUUUGUUCUCAACGAUUGGAUUCAGACAAAGAUUGAUGGCUAUGAAGUUUCUGGUACAGUUGAGCAUGUGGGAUGGUGGUCACCAACAGUUAUAAGAGGUGAUGACCGUGAAGCAGUUCACAUUCCAAGUCACAAGUUUACAAUGAAUGUGGUAAGGAAUCUUAGCCAGAAGACUCAUUGGCGAAUUAAAUCCACUGCCAUAAGUCAUUUGGAUGUCAAUAAGAUCAAUAAUAUUGUGUCUGAUAUGCGCAAGGUUUUGGCUAAAAAUCCUCAAAUAGAGCAGCAGAAGUUGCAUAGACGAGUAUUUCUAGAUUAUAUAGAUACAGAGAAUCAGGCACUCAUGAUUAUGGUCUCUUGCUUCGUGAAGACCUCGCGUUUUGAAGAGUACCUAUGUGUAAGAGCGGCAUCUAAUCGUCCUUUCCUGCUGGUUGAUCCUUCUUAUAAAGUUAAUAAUGACAAUAAAAUCAGGACAACAGGUCGUACAGAACAACCUAAUGAAGAAAAAGAUGAGAAGGUUGAAGCAACCUCAACAUCUGAGACUAAGGUGGAUGCUAAAGUUGGACCAACAUCAAUUGUUGAUGAUGACAAAGUCGAUGAUGAGGGCUCCACAGAACUGAUAUCUGACAACAAUCAAAAGGCAACAGUUGAGAGCUUCAACUCUGAUGCCUUGCCACAUAUGGGUUCCAUUGAUCCAGGCCAAAGAAAUUCCGUGAAGCAGGUAGCUGAUAGAGCUGUUCUGAAGAGGCUUCAGCUGUUGCAACAAGUCUGA
Coffea arabica (coffee) is the source of this 1919-nucleotide messenger RNA. The record is from RefSeq and is a predicted model, not a curated record. Lineage: Eukaryota; Viridiplantae; Streptophyta; Magnoliopsida; Gentianales; Rubiaceae.